AUGGUGAUAGCUUGUAUUACAAAACAGGUAUCACAGUCAGAGUACGAGCACUGCACAUCACUUGAACCUGUGAAAGUAUUCCAUAGCAGCCCAGUGAUCAUUCCAUUGAAGGAAAAAGGCGUGUACUUCUUCACAUGCAGCAUCUUAAACUACUGUUGUUUAGGCCAGAAAAUUAUCAUUUCUGUCCAUGAAAAUUCCCCACAAAACCCUCCAACACCAUCACCACCAAUUUCACAAGUACCAUCAAUCUCUCCACAAUCAUCACCACCACCACUUGGCAUGAGUAACCCUCCAAGCAAUAUGCCUAAUGGCACUGAUGGUGGGAACUCUCCCGUGCCAGCUUCCACUCAUGAAGGGGAGAAGUCUAAUGCAGUGGCAUUGAUGUGCAGGACAAGUUUCAUGAGGGGACUCUCAUCUUUGCUUGCUACUUUCUUGGGAUUUUGGGUUGUGUAG
Messenger RNA from Lotus japonicus, 453 nucleotides. RefSeq names its product early nodulin-55-1-like. NCBI's taxonomy places the organism in Eukaryota, Viridiplantae, Streptophyta, Magnoliopsida, Fabales, Fabaceae. Gene Ontology annotation, molecular function: electron transfer activity. The transcript is spliced from 2 exons. The record is from RefSeq and is a predicted model, not a curated record. Bases 1 to 453 code for a protein of 150 amino acids.